UCAUGUUCGUGAUGCCUGCACUGCAAGUAGCGCAUUUUCAGUGACCUCAUGCCCCUGUCUACUUCUAUGAGUUCCAACACCGACCUAACUUCCAUAAGGACAUCAAGCCACCCUGUGUGAAGGCUGACCAUGGCGAUGAGAUUCCCUUUCUCUUCAGAUCCUUUCUUGGGACCCAAGUUGAUCUCACUGAGGAGGAGGAGCUGCUGAGCAGAACAAUGAUGAAGUACUGGGCCAAUUUUGCCCGGAAUGGGUCCAAACUCCACCUCAGAUGAAGCUUGAUCCUUAGCAAAUCUACCACAGACACAAGCCAGCAAGCAAACCAUGUGGAUGGACCGAUAUUCUUCAUGGUUGAGCACCGUGACCUGUGGUCUUCUGCUUCCCCUCCUCUUGGUCCGAGGCCAGGACCGAGCCAGCCCCAUCAGAACCACACACACCGGGCAGGUGCGGGGCAGCCUUGUCCAUGUGAAUGACACCAAUGUGGGAGUGCACACCUUCCUGGGCAUUCCCUUUGCCAAGCCACCUGUAGGACCACUGCGGUUUGCCCCUCCUGAGCCCCCUGAACCAUGGAGUGGUGUGAGGGAUGCCACCUCCUACCCAGCCAUGUGCUUGCAAAAUGCUGACACAAUGAGAGAACUGGCUGUGACCUUGUUGAAUCUGACCUUGCCUCACACUCCCGUAUCCGAGGACUGCCUGUACCUCAACAUCUACUCACCUGCCCAUGCGCAUGAGGGCUCUAACCUGCCUGUGAUGGUGUGGAUCCAUAGUGGUGCACUUGUGAUGGGCAUGGCUUCCUUGUAUGAUGGAUCCAGGCUGGCAGCCACCGAGGAUGUGGUGGUGGUCACUAUCCAGUACCGCCUGGGAGUCCUGGGCUUCUUCAGCACUGGAGACCAGCAUGCCACUGGCAACUGGGGCUACCUGGACCAAGUGGCCGCCCUACGCUGGGUCCAACAGAAUAUCGCCCACUUUGGAGGCAACCCCAACCGUGUCACCAUUUUUGGCCAGUCUGCAGGUGGCAUUAGCGUGUCCUCACAUGUCGUGUCCCCCAUGUCCCAAGGACUCUUCCAUGGUGCCAUCAUGGAGAGUGGGGUGGCCUUUUCUCCUUUCUUCAUCUCCAGUUCCUCUGAUGUGGUCUCCUCAAUGGUGGCCAACCUGUCUGCCUGUGAGCAGGUGGACUCAGAGGCCCUGGUGCGCUGCCUGCGGGCCAAGAGUGAAGAGGAAAUGCUGGCUAUUACCAAGGCAUUCAAGAUGAUCCCUGGUGUGGUCGAUGGGACCUUCCUACCCAGGCACCCCAAGGAGCUGCUGGCCUCUGCUCACUUUCAACGUGUCCCCAUCAUCAUUGGUGUCAACACUGAUGAGUUUGGCUGGGUUCUCCACAGAGACAUGAGCACCUCAAAAGAAAUAGACAGAAAGACAAUUCAGGCUAUUCUACAAAACACAUUGGAAAUCAUGAUGUGGCCUGCUGAGUAUGGUGAACUGCUGGAGGAAGAGUACUUAAUAAACACUGAAGACCCCAAAAUCAUCCAAACUCGGUUCUGGGAGUUGAUGGGAGAUAUCAUCUUCGUGAUACCUGCGCUCCAAGCAGCGAGUUUUCAGUGUUCCCAUGCCCCUGUUUAUUUCUACGAGUUCCAGCACAAGCCCCACUUCCUCAAGAACAUCAAGCCACCUCAAGUGAAGGCAGACCAUGGUGAUGAGGUUCCCUUCAUCUUUGGAAGCAUCUUUAGUGGCAGGAAGGUUAACUUCACUGAAGAAGAGAAACUUCUGAGCAGGAGGAUGAUGAAGUACUGGGCCAACUUUGCUCGAAAUGGGAACCCCAACAGCGAGGACCUGAUACAUUGGCCCCUGUUUGAUGAGAACAAGCAGUACCUACAGCUGGACAUCCAUCCUGCCGUAGGCCAGGCCCUGAAGGCCUCCAGGCUGAAGUUCUGGACCAAGAUCCAGGAGCUGGAAGAGGCUGAGAAGAAGCACACAGAGCUGUAGGGAGGGAUAACUGGGAGAGGUGGGCUUGAAGGCAGGUGCAAUCAAUAGGAGGGGCUCACACACCUACCAAGGAGCAAUAGUUAACUCGACCGUUUGCUGAACCACUUGUCCCUUCUUCAUUUGUCCACUUAGCCAACAUGCAUAAAGAACCCCCUGCAUAAUGCUUGUUC
This is a messenger RNA of Dipodomys ordii (Ord's kangaroo rat), 2147 nucleotides long. RefSeq names its product cocaine esterase-like. Gene Ontology annotation, molecular function: carboxylic ester hydrolase activity. The record is from RefSeq and is a predicted model, not a curated record. The coding region runs from base 322 to 1977 and encodes 551 amino acids. NCBI's taxonomy places the organism in Eukaryota, Metazoa, Chordata, Mammalia, Rodentia, Heteromyidae. The transcript is spliced from 15 exons. Gene Ontology annotation, cellular component: intracellular membrane-bounded organelle.